AUGCAGAUCACUACCGCGACCGCUCUCGUCUUCUCCCUCCUCUCCUCCACCGGCCUGGCCGCUCCAAAGGGACCUCCAGCAUACACCGCUACCAUUCAACUCGCCAAUGAUCAGUCCGGCGCCAAUGCCAAUGCUGUUAUCCCCGUUGAUGGCGUGAAGCGUCCUGUCCAAGAGCUCUGGGGACACACUUCCCUUGCUCAACAUGGCCUUGUCUUUGCAUCCAGUGCCCAGCUCACUGUCAUCGAAAAGACCACCGUCUGCACAUUCACCGAAGAGCUACACCACCUGACUGCAUCUCUAAAUGCUGAGGAUACCUAUAUUACCUUGGGCAAGCCGGUCGUUGAUUUGUGCUCUGCCUACGUUGUUUGUGAAUGUGAGGGCAUGUAG
Penicillium pulvis is the source of this 387-nucleotide messenger RNA. RefSeq lists its product as uncharacterized. The coding region runs from base 1 to 387 and encodes 128 amino acids. The transcript has a single exon. The record is from RefSeq and is a predicted model, not a curated record. NCBI's taxonomy places the organism in Eukaryota, Fungi, Ascomycota, Eurotiomycetes, Eurotiales, Aspergillaceae.